UGUCACCAGACGGAGUGACACCACAGCCCUCACCAUGCUGUCCCAGCCCUGGGGGCUGGCCCUCCUCUGCCUUCUGCUCGGCCUGCAGGGGUCUCUGGCUGCAGUCUUNAUCACCCAGGAGGAAGCCCACAGCAUCUUGCACAGGCAAAGGCGUGCUAACUGGUUCCUGGAGGAGCUGAAGCCCGGCUCCCUGGAGCGGGAGUGCAAGGAGGAGCAGUGCUCCUUUGAGGAGGCCCGGGAGAUCUUCAAGGACACUGAGAGGACGAAGCAGUUCUGGCUUUCCUACACAGACGGGGACCAGUGCGCCUCAAAUCCGUGCCAGAACGGAGGUUCCUGCGAGGACCAGCUCCAGUCCUACAUCUGCUUCUGCCUCGACGGUUUUGAGGGCCGGAACUGUGAGACAAACACGGACGACCAGCUGAUCUGCAUGAACAACAACGGGGACUGUGAGCAAUACUGCAGUGACCACGCAGGGGCCAGGCGCUCCUGCUGGUGCCACGAGGGGUACACGCUCCAGGCCAAUGGGGUGUCCUGCACACCCACAGUUGAAUACCCGUGUGGAAAAAUACCUGUUCUGGAAAAAAGAAAUGACACCAAACCCCAAGGCCGAAUUGUGGGAGGCAAGGUGUGCCCCAAAGGGCAGUGUCCCUGGCAGGCUCUCCUGAAGAUGAACGGGGAGCUGCUGUGCGGGGGCACCCUGCUCGACACCACCUGGGUGGUCUCUGCAGCCCACUGUUUCGACAGAAUCAGGAGCUGGAAAAACCUGACGGUGGUGCUGGGAGAGCACGACCUCAGCGAGGAGGACGGCGAUGAGCAGGAGCAGCAAGUGGCUCAGAUUAUUGUCCCCGACAAGUACGUCCGGCUCAAGACGGACCACGACCUGGCUCUGCUUCGCCUGCGCAGGCCCGUGACCUUCACUGACUACGUGGUGCCCCUCUGUCUGCCCGAGAAGGCCUUCUCCGAGAGGACACUGACCUUAGUCCGCUUCUCGUCCGUCAGCGGCUGGGGCCAGCUCCUCCACAGGGGUGCCACGGCCCUUGAGCUCAUGCUCAUCAACGUGCCCCGGCUGAGAACCCAGGACUGUCUGGAGCAGUCACACAGGAUGGAGGGCUCCCCGGCAUUAACGGAGAACAUGUUCUGUGCUGGCUAUGUGGAUGGGACACAGGAUGCCUGCAAGGGCGACAGUGGGGGUCCGCACGCCACCAAGUUCCAGGGCACGUGGUACCUGACAGGCGUCGUCAGUUGGGGUGAGGGCUGUGCAGCCGUGGGCCACUUUGGGGUGUACACCAGGGUCUCCCAGUACACAGAGUGGCUGCGCAGGCUCAUGCGCUCAGAGCCACACUCAGAAGGCCUCUUCCGGGCCCCGUUCCCCUAGCAUGGGCAUGCACUCUUCGGAAUAAAGCUGCUGCUGCUGGGCUUGUCCUGGCAUCAGGUCCUGUAAAUUCUUCUGCAU
Equus quagga is the source of this 1453-nucleotide messenger RNA. It is a transcript of the gene F7, whose product is annotated as coagulation factor VII. Gene Ontology annotation, cellular component: extracellular region. The transcript has 9 exons. Gene Ontology annotation, molecular function: calcium ion binding; serine-type endopeptidase activity. Gene Ontology annotation, biological process: blood coagulation; proteolysis. The record is from RefSeq and is a predicted model, not a curated record. NCBI's taxonomy places the organism in Eukaryota, Metazoa, Chordata, Mammalia, Perissodactyla, Equidae. Bases 35 to 1375 code for a protein of 446 amino acids.